Messenger RNA from Branchiostoma floridae (Florida lancelet), 1965 nucleotides. RefSeq lists its product as uncharacterized. The coding region runs from base 41 to 1579 and encodes 512 amino acids. The record is from RefSeq and is a predicted model, not a curated record. The transcript has 9 exons. Lineage: Eukaryota; Metazoa; Chordata; Leptocardii; Amphioxiformes; Branchiostomatidae.
AAUUUAGUCGACGUAUUGGACAAGGAAAAGAGGACACAGGAUGGGAAUCACAACGGACAACUGGGCACGUAAAUCCCUAUUUAUUCUGUUCGGAGUAUUCUUGGGAUACGGCCUGGCUGUGUUACCAAGCUUCUACACUUCCACUAGCACAAAUGUCCCCCUACCACAGGGUUACAUCGAGGCAGUGCAACGCCACAUCUUGUCACAUGAUUAUGUUCGAUCUAGGGCAGGAGCUCCGGAGUUACAGAGGGAAGUUGGGCCAAAGAAGAUACUUCUGGACUGCGGAGCUAAUGUUGCUUCUACUGUUCAGUUAUUUCGGGAGACCUACCCCGAAGGGAAAGACUACACUAUCCACUCAUUUGAGCUGGAUGCGAGGCUGGCACCUUACUUUGCGUCCUACUCCAACCAUGUUCUCCACUGUCCAGUCGCCGUGUCGGCUCAAGAUGGAAACAUUUCUGCCUACGCCGAGUCGGCGUGGAAACCAGACAAAGGGAAAGUCAGAGGCAAAGACAUGCAGUGGGGAGGUGGAGCGAUCUACGUGUCUAAUUCGGAGAAAAAUAAUGAAAAAAGCGGCAGACGAUUCGGUGUGCAAAACGUCAUACCGAUGGUGGAUCUUUCCACGUGGAUACAGAAAAACACAGCACUGGAAGACUACGUCAUUUUCAAACUUGAUGUUGAAGGAGCUGAGUACCCAAUCGUGGAGAAGAUGAUCAAAGAAGGCACCUUCAAGUGGAUAGACAAGUUUUAUGGUGAGUUCCACAGCUGGGCCGCUGUACCUGGAUGGUCGAGAGGAAGAAAGCAGAAACUUCGGGACACCAUGAAAACCCAUGGCAUCAAAAUGCUGGAUUGGGCGGGGGAGCACAAAAGAUACCAAGACAUGGAAGACCUCCACAAAGUCGACAUCCCUGGAGACACCCCCGGAGUUGCUGGAGAGGUCUACUCCAACUGUUCCCGCUCUCCUGGCGGUCCGGCCCGCCUGUCCCUGGCGGUUCAGGUCGGGAUGAACAGGAAGGCAGCCCACAAGCUGGUGGAGACUAUACGGGCCCACCCCAGCAACAUGCCGGUCACACUCUUCGUCUACGGGGACUUCGUGCAGGGGCAUCCGGAGCUGAUCACCAAGUGGGCUGAAAGAUAUACCAUAGGAAUACGAGAGAACGCACCAUUUCCGGCAGAUCACUGGAUCCUUCAGAACGCAAACGUGAUGCGGAUGAGUUUAAUGUCGGCCGUACAGCGGAUGAAAGAAGUCGGACUACAAGCAGCCUACUACUAUCCUGAUGGUCUGUCGGGACGAGUGAAAGACGUCGCGAAGAAAAGAGGGUUGCGGAUCGUUCAACCGACAACCAAGUUUCCUCCGAACAUGGGAACACUGCUAACGGAAGACAACUACUACAAGUACAGAGACGUGGAGAGGACACCCAAGGCACUCCGUAUCCUGUAUGAGCGCAUCUCUGACGGAGGGAUUCUCAGUCUGGACAGUGACCAUCUAGACAGCUACAUGAUCUCCGCUUUUCUCAUGGACUACCUGUACGAAAACUCCGGCUUUGAACUUGUCAAUGUUGGCAACUGUUUGAAGUCAUAGAAUCCGUCUGAAAUUGUCGAAUAGCACCGGUGCAUCUUCUCUCUAAUUAAGCUAAGUGCUUAAAAACUGUUAUUUGUUGUCGUUUUUCAUGGCCGCUCCUUUUGUCAUUAUAUCUAAUGUGCGGUGAACAAGUUGGUAGCAACUUGAGCGGAUAUACUAUGUACAUGGUUCUAUAUAGACUGGUGUAACUAGAUCACUUCAAGAAAUUAGAAAAAACUCAAAAUCUACGGCAAUGAUGUAUUAGUAUUGUUAUAAUCGAUGAAAGGCAUAGUGUACCGAUUAUAAGUUAAAAGGACCAGAUUUUCAGGACCCAACUGUUGGUUCUUUUAAAACAGUAUCAUAUUUUUCUCAAUGCAGUUUUAUUUCGCUAAAAAUAUAAAAUACAU